AUGGCAUCUACCAUCCUCUCCCCAACGCACACGCUCACCCCCUCGGAAGCAUUCACGCACCCCCUGCCCCAAGUCCGCACCUUCCACCGCAGCCUAACAACCUCCCUCGACGAAAAGUCCUCGCAUCUACGAACCCUAGUCGGCGGAUCCUACCGCGAGCUCCUCGGGACCGCCGAGACGAUCUUGCGCAUGCGUGAAGACAUCGAGGUGGUCGAGGAGAAACUGGGGCGCGUGGGGAAGGGAUGCGGGCGGAAUGUUGUGGGGCAUAUGGUUGGCGGCCUGGGGAAGUUACAGGAUGAGGGCGGUGCGGGGAGGGAUAUGCAGUUGGGGAGGGCGGCGAGGGGGAAGUGUUUGGGCAUGUGUGGUGUGCUUGCCAGUCGAUUGUUGAAGAGGAAUACGCCGGCUGAAAACAAAGCGCUGAAUCUGGUGUUAGCGGCUAAAGUCUUGGUUCUCGGCAGACUGCUUUUGAAAAGCGUUGGGGGAGAGGGGGAGGUGGAGGAGAUGAAGAGGAAACUUGGGGGGUUGAGAAGGCGGUUGUUGAGGGGCGUGGAGAAGAUUGUGCAGAAGAGUGGAGGCGGCGAUAGGGAGGAUUUGUUGGGUGCGUUGAAGGCGUAUGCGAUUGCUACGAGCUCGGGGGCUAAGGAUGUGCUGAGGCAUUUCUUGCAGAUCAGAGCUGAAGCUCUUACUCUUGCGUUUGAGGAUGAUGAGGACGAGGUGCCUGGGGUUGUGAGGGCGUUGGAGUUGUAUACAAGGACGCUGCUUGAUGUACAGGCGCUUGUACCGAGACGUCUUUCGGGAGCGUUGGCUGGGCUGAAGGCAAAACCGUUAUUAAACGAUGAGGCGAUUAGGGAGUUGGAGGGCUUGAGAUUGGAUAUUUGUGAGAGGUGGUUUGGAGACGAGAUCUUGUUUUUUACUCCAUAUAUUCGGCAUGAUGAUCUUGAGGGCGCAUUGGCUGUUGACACAUUGAAAGGUUGGGCGAAGAAGGCUUCUGAAGUUUUGCUGGAAGGACUCUCUAAAUCGCUGCAGACGAUGAAUGAGUUUAAAGCUGUUGUUGCGCUGAGAACGAGGAUUCUUGAGAUUUGGAUCAAGGAUGGAGGGAAGGCUAGAGGUUUUGAUCCGUCGAUUCUUCUUGAUGGUUUACGGAAAGUGAUCAACGACCGCCUAGUUCAGCUUCUCGAGACCAGAGUAAAAAAGCUGCAUCUUGUCGCUACGGAUGUCGAGGGUACAUUGGCAUCUUGGAGAGGGGGCAUCACAGACAAGCAAGAGAGUCUCUGGGAUGCCACUAUGCUAGAUAUGGAGCUCACUCACGGCGCCACACUUUUCAAGCAAGAAGUUCUCGCUCGGACACACGGCCGGAACGAUGCUAUUUCCAGACCUCUCAAAGGAUACCAGGCAUGGCGGCAGCUUGUGGAUGAGAUUAUGACGUUUAUUGAGCAGCUGAAGAAGCAGAGAUGGGAUGAUGAUCUGGAAGAUAUCGAAGACGAUAUUACUCUGGAAUCUAGGAAUACCUUGUUGAGCAAAGAUGAUCCGAAUAUGCUGCAAGACCAUCUAGAUACCAGCUUGGAGAAAGCGUACAAGGAUCUCCAUGAGAAAAUUGCUUCGAUGCUGGCUUCCUACGAAGGUGAAGAAAUAGGCUCUGUAUCUAUCUACAUCCUUCGAAUUAUUCGCGACUUCCGCACAGAACUGCCGAAGAACAAGUCUUUACAACCCUUCGGUCUUGCACUGGUACCUCAACUAUACGACAGACUAGCAUCUACGACUUCGGAAGAGUUGAUUAAAUCAUAUUCAAAGAGCUUCGCUAGAAAGAAGGUUGUAGGGAGAUCUCUGUGGGAAGGCAACCCCCAAAUACCGGUCCAACCAUCACCUGCGACUUUCAAGCUGCUUAACGGCUUAACCUUAGCUAUGGCAAAGGCAGGUAAUGACCUAUGGAGGCCAACUGCUGUUGCUGUUCUGAAAAAGCACCUGCGAACAGAGCUUGGUAGAUCAUGGUUUAGGGCAUUGAAAGAUCAAGAAGAAAAGGCUGCAAGCCAGACCAAUGGAGCCACAACUGAUGGCGAAGCGGAUUCCCAUGAGGCCAAGGAGGAAAGCAAUGGUGUUGAGGUCGUUGACCCAGUCCACCGGAAAGAAGUCUUGAUACAGUCUCUAUUCGAUGUUCUACUUCUUCAGAGCUCUUUUGAGCUGCCAGUGGCUGUGGAUGAUGAGCUACAAAAGCUGGGAGGAAAGCUAGAGGAGCAAGUGGAUCUUGAAUCUGCAUCUCGUAAGAGAAUUCAGCAGGCUGCAAAGGAUUAUUGGAAGAGGACGGGAGGGGCCGUACCUAGGUACCGAUUCGAAAGCGGGACUUCCCAGCUUUUUUUCAGCUGUAGCUUCAACAACAUCAGCGCAAUGUCAACAACACGACUUACUUUUCUAUAUCCUCAUCUAUUCCGCUCAAUUCGAGUUGGCGACCCUGCGACAAAAUCUAUACGUACCAGACAACAAACGCCAACGCCACCCCGACAAUGCUCGAAUUCACGCAGAGGAUUUGCAACGCCGAGCAGGAGGGCUCAGAGAUUCAUACCACGACAUGGCAAAGCCGUGGAGCCUUUUCUACACGAGGAUGAAACUGAAGAAGAUACCAAAGUCUUCACCCCAGAAGAAAACUCAAAAGAAGGCGAGAAAACGAAGGAUGUGAAGCAAGAAGCGUCCGAGAAGGAAGCCAAGCCCCCGAAAACCGAAAACCCCUCAUCCACAGCGCCGUUAUCAGAAGAAACACAAGCAGCUUUGAGGCUACCAGGUGACGAGGAUGUACAGGCUACCGGAAGUGAAAAAGAAGGAGGGUCAACCCCACUUCAACAAGCAGCAGCGAAUACAGAAGACAAGACAGCGCCUCCUCUGGAAACAGUGCUGCAUAUGCCACCUCCUGAGACGGCAGAGCAACGGAAUGCCGCGAAGCCGCCACACCUACAAACCCCGCCUUACGUGCACCAUUUUGAUACCUACACACUAGUGCAGCGGGUAGAAAGCGGAGGGUUUACAAACAACCAGAGUAUCACGGCCAUGAAAGCCGUUCGCGGUCUGCUCACUACAAAUCUCGAUGUGGCGAAAGAAGGACUGGUCAGCAAGAGCGAUGUAGAGAACGAGUCGUAUCUGUUCAGGGCCGCUUGCUCGGAGCUGAAGACGGAGAUUCAGAAUACGCGGAAGGCGAAUGAGGAGACGAUGCGCAGGGAGCGCAGCCUGUUGCAGCAUGAGGUUGAUAUUUUAAAUCAGAAGCUUACGCAGGAGGUGUUAAGGCUUAAGGAUGAGUUAAAGGGCAUGUUUGAUGAUCGGAAGAUGGCGGUUAGGACGGAGCAGAGGGCUAUGGAGAGUGCUAUACAAGAGCUAAAUUACAAAAUCACCGUUGGCCUCAACAGCGACAGUAAAUCCGAGGUCGAGGGUCUCCGCUGGGUCCUGACCAGACGAUCGGUCACGGGAAUCCUCUUCAUGGCAUUCAUGGUGCUGAGUUCGCUGCGGUAUGCCAGUUAUAAGUCACACGAAGAGGAGGUUAGGAAGAAGAAAGAGGCAGGCUUAAAACUCGACGAGAGUACUGAGGAUUUGCCUCCUCGAGGCGCGGCUGAGAUAUUGACCGCUAAUUAG
Lachnellula hyalina is the source of this 3612-nucleotide messenger RNA. RefSeq lists its product as uncharacterized. The coding region runs from base 1 to 3612 and encodes 1203 amino acids. Gene Ontology annotation, cellular component: COG complex; Golgi apparatus. The transcript is spliced from 3 exons. NCBI's taxonomy places the organism in Eukaryota, Fungi, Ascomycota, Leotiomycetes, Helotiales, Lachnaceae. The record is from RefSeq and is a predicted model, not a curated record. Gene Ontology annotation, biological process: intra-Golgi vesicle-mediated transport.